CACCCCAACUGAAAAAGCCAUGGCUCCCUACGCAACAGACGAACAGACUUUACAUAACCAAAAUAAGGAUCUGCCUAAAUUAAAAGCCCCACAGGCAGAUGACUGGAAGUUCAAGGUUUCAUACACAACGGUGUUCGUUAUGUUAUACCUGCAUUUGUCAGCGCUGUACGGGCUUUACUUAAGCUUCACGUCGGCAUCUUGGGCCACUAUAGUUUAUGGCAUCAUCCUUCUGGAAGUGGGUAUACUCGGCUUGAUGGCAGGGGCCCAUCGACUCUGGUGCCACAGGAGCUACAAGGCCACCUUCCCUCUGCAGACUUUGCUUAUGCUGUUCCAAUCGACAGCUGGGGAGUACACCGCGUUCAACUGGGUUCGAGACCACCGACUCCACCACAGCUACAGCGACACCGAUGGUGACCCAAGCAACUCAACAAGAGGUCUUUUUUUCUCUCACCUGGGCUGGACGGUUGUCCAUAAGCAUCCGGAGGUCAAACGACGUGGAGCAAGUCUAGACAUGUCGGAUUUGCUGAGCAAUCCUGUGCUUAUGUUUCAGAAGAAAUACGGUUUCUACAUCAUCACCUUCUUCACCUAUGUUCUCCCGACCAUCAUCCCAAUGUACUUCUGGGGAGAAACCUUCAACACCGCUUACCACGUGAACAUUCUCCGGACCAUCUUAAGCUUAAACUUCACCGCUCUCAUCAACAGCGCCUCUCACAGUAUCGGGAGAAGACCUUACGACAAAGAAGUCCAAGCUACAGAGAACAUUGCUGUGAACUUAGCUACGCUUGGCGAAGGGUUCCAUAACUACCAUCACGUUUUCCCGUGGGACUACAGGGCUGCAGAAUUGUCUAGUAAACUUAACUGGACUGCAGCGUUCAUAGAUUUUUUUGCGUGGAUCGGAUGGGCGUAUGAUUUGAAGACGGUGGAAAAUGGUAUAGUGGUGAAGAGGGCAAUGAGGUGUGGGGAUGGGACUUAUGAAGGGGGGUUGAGAUGUGAGACAGUUUUUAAGAAUGAAUAAAGUUUUGAUGGAAGAA
This is a messenger RNA of Leguminivora glycinivorella, 1031 nucleotides long. RefSeq names its product acyl-CoA Delta(11) desaturase-like. The record is from RefSeq and is a predicted model, not a curated record. Bases 20 to 1015 code for a protein of 331 amino acids. The transcript is spliced from 5 exons. Gene Ontology annotation, cellular component: endoplasmic reticulum membrane. Gene Ontology annotation, biological process: unsaturated fatty acid biosynthetic process. Lineage: Eukaryota; Metazoa; Arthropoda; Insecta; Lepidoptera; Tortricidae. Gene Ontology annotation, molecular function: iron ion binding; stearoyl-CoA 9-desaturase activity.